AUAUUGCUACUGUUGUGUAUGUGUAUAUAUAUAUAUAUAUAUAUAUGUGUGUGUGUGUAUGUGUAUGUAUGUAUGUAUGUGUAUGUAUGUGUAUGUAUGUAUGUAUGUGUAUGUAUGUGUGUAUGUAUGUGUGAUCAUAGCGGAUUUGUGUGAAGUGAAAGUGCGCUCUGUCAUACAGCGCGUCUGACGGCGCUGGAGAUGUGAAGCGAGCUAAGCUAAGUAGUUAAGCUAAGCUAAGCUAGAUGUGGAAUAGUGGCUCUAACAGCAUUAACUAACCGCUGAGGACUAGCGCGCUUAGCUAACGGGAUUUAGGCAGAGACCGACACUCAGUGAGACUCACACAGCGAGCUGGUGUGCACGAGCUGCAUUUUGACAGCGCAGGCUGCUAUUCGGUGAUUAAACAUACACGCACAUACGUGCUGAACGCGGUUAGCUCUCUGAAUGAAACACCUGCACACCGGCAUUUAUGACUAGGAAUUUCUCGCAGGCUGUAAGAAGCUAGCGAUAAGUUAAUGGUCCGGUGUUCGAGCGCUAACGCUAGCCAAACUAGACGGACAAAUCAAACAGAGCUUUAGCGAACAUUUUAAUCAAUCGGUGUCGAAGCUCAGUGUAUAACCAAGGAGUUUGACGUGUUGCUGCUUUGAAUGCACAUGUAAAUACACGGUGUGCUGUAACAUGGCUGACUCCAGCUUACUAACCAGGGUGAGGAAUAUGUGACGAGUUUCACUGUGCUGUAAAAGCAGGAGGGGUUGAUGUGACUGUGUGUGGGGGAACUGCAAGAUGCAGGAGCACUGAGGACACACUCUCUCGCCAUGGCGUGUCCCCCAUCCCCUUCCCCUGUUUAAGAGCACUGUCUGUCCAACAUCUGGUCUCUGGGGCUUCAGAGUGGAGCCCCGCACACCAACACACUACAGUUUCAGUCUUCUGUGUUUGUGUGUGCAGAAGGUGUGUGCGUGUGUGAGUUGGGUUCUAACCUCUUUGUUGAAGGAAGAUGUCUGUGGUAUUGCCCCUGGAUGGGGUAAGAGAGGGGGAGAGCAUGCUGGGUACCGAAGCUGCCAGCCGCUGUAAAGGAACCACUACUACACUGAUCAAAGACAACAACACUGAGAACAAUGGUGCCGAGCCUGACGACAACCUCACACAAGACACACCGAAACGCUGUCAAAACCAUGGCCAUAGCAGGAAAAGAGCCAAGUCCAAUGCCAAGCUAAAGCUGGUGAGGAGUCUAGCGGUGUGUGAGGAGUCAUCAGGCAUGUUUUCUAGUGAUGGACCUGCAGAGAGCCAGGAUAUUAUUCAGCUCCACAUCAGCUGUCCGUCAGACAAAGAAGAAGAGAAGUCUUCUAAAGAUGAGUAUGAGAGUGAGGAAAGGGAGAAGAAGGACAAAACUCCACACAAGAUGCUCUCACGUGACUCCAGUCAGGAGUACACAGACUCCACAGGCAUCGAUGUGCACGAAUUCUUGGUGAACACACUGAAAAACAACCCCAGGGACAGAAUGAUGCUGCUGAAGCUGGAACAAGAUAUACUGGAGUUUAUUAAUGAUGAUAACAAUCAGUAUAAGAAGUUCCCCCAGAUGACCUCAUACCAUCGCAUGCUGCUACAUCGAGUAGCGGCUUACUUUGGCAUGGACCACAAUGUGGACCAAACCGGCAAAGCGGUCAUCAUCAAUAAGACGUGCAACACCCGCAUCCCCGAGCAAAGGUUUUCUGAGCACAUUAAAGAUGACAGAACCAUGGACUUCCAGAAGAAGUUUAUCUUGAAGAGGGAUGAUGCAAGCAUGGACAAAGAUGACAACCAGAUUCGGGUUCCUCUGCAGGACGGCCGCCGUAGUAAGUCCAUUGAGGAGAGAGAGGAGGAAUAUCAGCGUGUCAGAGAUCGGAUCUUCGCUCGGGAAGUGUUUUUUUCUUCACAGUCUUCUCAAAACGGAUACCUCAACGACAACAGACUUUCCACUGAAGGCUACUCCUCUUCCUCCCAAAGGAGGAGGCAGAUCUUUAGGGGGAAUAAAGAGAGCUCGAGCCGGCCAUCGAGCAGUCGUCAAAGCAGCACCGACAGCGACAUGAAGAGUCUGGAACCACGGCCAUGGAGCAGCACAGACUCAGACAGCUCAAACCGCACACUCCGGCCUCCCGUUACCAAGGCCAGCAGCUUCAGUGGUAUCUCCAUCCUAACACGUGGAGAUAGUCUGGGUAGCAAGGGCUCACAGGGCAGUGCCAGGGGCUCACGCACAGGUCUUCCUCUUGUAACUACAGAGGCUUGCCCCCAGCCACCUCAGCAGAGCCGCACGCUCCUGCCCUGUCCAUCCAGCUGCCCCUCCAAUGUUCCUCAGAGCCAGGCUCCACCACCACCUCCACAAACAGCUCUGCUGCCCACCCCUACUCACGCUCACACGCACUCUCACCCACAGCACCCCAUUGGUAGCCACAGCCAUAAUCACAUGCUGCCACAGCCGGUGGCAUCUCUGCAGCCUGCUCCGCAGCCUGUAUCAUACUCCAGCUCCUCCUGCCCUCAGGUCAUCCUGCCUGUUUCUCCUUCUCAGCAGUAUAACUUGGCUGAUGAGCUGACGCCAGGUUUUGGACAGAUGUCUUUGAGCCGUCAGGGCUCCAGUGAGGCUCCAGAGCCACCAGGACUCUAUCAGCCUCCACCUGCCGUGUUAUCCCAACAUCCUCCGCCACAGCCAGGCUACAUAAUUGCCCCGCCUCCGUCCAGCUACCAGCCGCCCACAGCCCAUCCACACCCCCCUCCACCAGCUCCACCCCCAGCUCAGCCCGUACUGCAAACAGCUCCGCCCACACAGGGCUACAUGCAGCCCCCUCCACCACCUCAGCAGAUCCAGGUGCAGUAUUAUUCUGCUGGUGGACAGUAUCCAAGUUCAGGACAACAGUACAGGUCCAUGUCCCACCAGGUGUCGUACCCUGCUCAGCGCUCUCAGCCCAUGCCACCGCCAGCACAGCCCUCUGCUCCUCUCCAGCCCAUCAUGGCCAGUCAGCAGCCAGCAUACCAGGGAAUGAUGGGAGUUCAGCAGCCACAGAGUGCCAGUAUCAUGAAUUCUCCACGUCCAGGCAUGAGUGGACAGAUUCAGGGCAUGGUGGUACAGUACACACCUAUGCCUUCUUAUCAGGUGCCUGUAGCUAAUGAAACCCAGCCUGUGGUGCAGCAGCAGUACCAGCAGCCUGUCAUGGUGCCCGUUAGCCAGUCUGUUCAGGGUGCAAUGCCAGCCGCCCCACCCAUGCCAGUCUAUUACAGCGUCCUGACGCCGACACAACAGAACAGCACAAGUCCUUCUGUGAGCUACCUGCAGCCUCCCAGUUCAGAUCAGUACCAGAUGACUCAGUCCCCUUCCCCUUGCAGUCCUCAGCAGAUACAGCAGCAGUAUUCAGGAGUGCCACCUCCUGGUCCAAGUGUUAUGGUGAUGCAGUUGAGUGUUCCCAAUGGGCCACAGCCUACCCAGAAUCCUCCCAUGGUGCAGUGGAAUCCCUGCAAGUAUUACAGUGUGGAACAGAGACCCAGCAAACCUGAGCCACAGGUCAGCACUCAGUUGAGUAGUCCACUGGCAUCUCCUACUCAGUCACCCACUCCCACUCCAUCAAGCAGUGGAAACAAUGUGUGUCCUGGACUCGGCCCACUGCCUCUCAUUUCCCAGUUUCCAAGGCCUGGUGGACCCACACAAGGAGAUGGGCGCUAUUCGUUACUAGGGCAGCCACUGCAGUACAGCUUGUGUCCUCCAACCAUCAUGCACAACCAUAGCCAAUCCUCGUACAGCUCCCACCAGAGCUCAGGAGUGAUAAAGCAUGGAGCCAGAGGAAAGAAACAGACACUGAAAUCUGCCUCUACAGAUCUAGGCACUACUGACGUGGUGGUGAGUCGUGUGCUGGAGGUUACAGACCUGCCUGAGGGCAUCUCUCGCACAGAGGCUGAGAAGCUCUUCAACCAGCUCUCGAUGUGCGGGGCCAAGAUCCAGUGGCUGAAGGAGCCGCAGGCAUCGCGGGGAACUGGCACAAACCCAGCACAUGGAGCUCCUGGGAACGGGGCAGUAGGAAAGAGUGACACCCACGACCCAGCACACCUCUACACCGUGGUGGCAGUGUUCCCCAACACCAUGGCUGCACAGAGUGCUUCCUUUAAGCUUAACAACAGUGGAGGGAGUCUGUUCAAACUGCGUGCUGCCAAAAAGAACUAUGACUUGCGUGUACUGGAGAGAGCUAGCUCACAGUGAGGAAAGAGAGAGAGAGCGGGAGAGGAGUGGAGUGGAAGAACAGAGAGAAGAAAGAGAUCAUUCUGAUUUUCUCAGUCUUUUUUUUGUAUCAUUACGCAAAGAGGACAUAACGCACGUAAGCAUGUGUACCUCUGUUGUACCUCUGUAUAUAUAAUUCCUUAUGUACACACAGAUGCGCACACACUUACACACAUGGCCAUGCACUGGACAGAGGGUGUUGGACAGGCUCCUCCUCCCCAACUUUUUCUGUCUCUCUUUUCAUCCUGUCUCUCCUUCAGUCAUCAUAUGCCUUCUCUCUCCCUCUCACUGGCUCAUAUUUCCUCUAUCAUGUUCUUUUUCUGAUGCUUCUCUCUCUCUCUCUCUCUCUCUCUCUCUCUCGCUUGCUCUCUUUCUGCACUUUCAAGAUGGCUUUCUCUCUUCUUUCUCCCUCUUGCUUUCCGUUUGCCUUAAUGCUCUUGUGGACUUCUGUAUUGCGCUGUUCUUUCUCAUAUUCUCUCUCUCUCUCUCUCUCUCUCUCUCUCUCCUCUCUCUCUCUCUCUCUCUCUCUCUCUCUCUC
Molecule: messenger RNA, 4772 nt
Organism: Hemibagrus wyckioides
Lineage: Eukaryota; Metazoa; Chordata; Actinopteri; Siluriformes; Bagridae
Product: R3H domain-containing protein 2
Exons: 27
Coding region: 992-4216 (1074 amino acids)
Molecular function (GO): nucleic acid binding
Source: RefSeq, a predicted model, not a curated record